AAAAACGAUAAAUAAAUUAAAAAACUAAUCAUGGGAAUAAUUUGUAAAUUUGUUACAGUACUACUAGUUUGUUAAAAUAUAUAUGAGCGUUUUUCGUGGAAAUAAAAAACAUAUUUCAUAUUAUUAAGAUAAGAAGAAACAAUUGAAUCAUCAUCGAUCGAUCACUCACACUCACUCAUCACUAUUCUAUUGAGAUUGAAAAAGAAAAAGAAAAUUAGGGUUUUAUAAAGAUGGGAGGAUGUUUCUCAGAUAUGAAAGGUGCAAAAGAGGCAGUUGGAGGUGUUAAUCAAAAAGCAACAAACAACAACAAUGACGCUGUUGAUUUCUUCUACACUUCUCAGGGUUUUCAGCCAUUGUUUACACAAGUUGAGUUAUCUUUUUCAGCAUAUGACUUACUUGAUAUGGACAUUACAUCAAAGAGUGAUCCUAUGCUUGUUGUAUAUGCAAAGAAAGCAGAUGGCAGAUUUGAAGAAUUAGGACGUACUGAAGUUGUGACGAAUUGUUUGAAUCCAGAAUGGAUAGAAAAAAUUAAUAUUGCAUUUCAUUUCGAGAUUGUGCAACCACUUGUAUUUCAUGUGUAUGACAUUGACACAACAUAUCAUGGUGUUUCCACUAAGACACUAAAACUGGAAGAUCAAGAGUUUAUUGGAGAGGCGACGUGCAAUUUAUCAGAGAUAGUGACCAAACAAAACAGGAGCUUAAGCUUAAAGCUUCAAAGUAAAAAUGGGAAUAAUGGUAAAAAAAAUCUAGGAACAAUUAUAAUUCGUGCAGAGGAGACAGUUACUUCAAGGAGUGUUGUUGAGAUUAUCUUCCGUUGUUCUGACAUUUCUUCUAAAAGUUUAAAUUGUUGGGUUUCAAAUGAUCCUUUUCUAAGGAUAUCAAGAAUGGUUGAAAGUGGAGGUUAUAUUCCUAUUUGCAAGACUGAAGUUAUAGACAACAGUUUAAACCCAAAAUGGAAACAAGUUUGUCUUAAUUUCCAGCAAUUUGGAAGUAAAGAAACUCCAUUACUUAUUGAGUGUUUUGAUUUCAAUAUGAGUGGCAAUCAUGUCCUAAUUGGUAAAAUGCAGAAAUCAAUUGCAGACCUAGAAAAGCUAUGCCAUGAGAGAAAAGGCGCAAAUUUUGUCAUGCCAUCCAAACUCAAUGGACAAGAGCAGAUUCUAAAAGGCCAACUCUUUGUGGACCAUUAUUUUGAAAAGGAACAAUUCAGCUUUAUUGAUUACAUAUCUAGUGGAUUUGAACUGAACUUCAUGGUUGCAAUAGAUUUCACUGCUUCAAAUGGAAAUCCUCAAAAGUCAGAUUCAUUGCAUUACAUUGAUGUAUCUGGUCGGUUAAAUUCAUACCAAAAGGCUAUAAUGGAGGUUGGAGAAGUUAUUCAAUUCUAUGAUACGGAUAAAAGAUUUCCUGCUUGGGGCUUUGGAGGACAUAUACACGGUGGUGCUGUAUCGCAUUGUUUUAAUCUGAACGGAGCUCGAGGUGUUAACUCUGGUGUUAACUCUGAGGUGGUUGGAGUUGAAGGAAUAAUGGAUGCUUAUUCUAAGGCUUUAAAAAGUGUGACUCUAUCAGGACCAACUUUAUUUGGUCCAGUUAUCAACACAGCUGCACAAAUGGCCGCAGAGUCCCUUUCGUCAUAUAACAGUACUAAGUACUAUGUAUUGCUAAUUAUAACGGAUGGAAUUGUUACGGAUCUUCAAGAAUCAAUUAAUGCUGUGGUUAAUGCAUCUGAUCUUCCUUUAUCGAUACUUAUAGUUGGUGUUGGAGGCGCUGAUUUCACCAGCAUGGAGGUACUGGAUGCCGAUAAUGAGGUCUUAAGAAAUUCUACUGGUUGUGUAGCUGCACGAGAUAUAGUGCAGUUUGUCCCGAUGAGAGAAGUACAAAAAGGAAAUAUCUCUGUUGUGCAAUCUCUUUUGGAAGAACUACCUGAUCAGUUUUUGAGUUUCAUGCGAAGUAGAAAUAUCAAACCACUCUUUUCUCAUUCAAAUGCAUAAAAAUGCAAUAGAUUUUACUUGAUUAGUUAGAGACCACUAAGCUUUUUUCUGUAUGUAGAUAAUUUAUCCACAUAAAUUGCUUAGAUUUGUGUGUGUGAAGGCCAAAUUUUAGGUCUGACAAUAUAUUUGCAUUUUGAAUUCAAAUUAAAUAUAAGUCUCGCAUAAAGUGGUGAG
Molecule: messenger RNA, 2159 nt
Organism: Trifolium pratense (red clover)
Lineage: Eukaryota; Viridiplantae; Streptophyta; Magnoliopsida; Fabales; Fabaceae
Product: protein BONZAI 3-like
Exons: 16
Coding region: 231-1985 (584 amino acids)
Biological process (GO): cellular response to calcium ion
Cellular component (GO): plasma membrane
Molecular function (GO): calcium-dependent phospholipid binding
Source: RefSeq, a predicted model, not a curated record